AUAAGUGAAGUGAAGUGUGUGACAGUCAGAUAACCAGGAUGCCUGCGUACGCCACCAACAUGAGGCUCAAGUUCCCCAUCGUGGCCUUGGCUUUGGAGAUUAUCACCAUCAUCCUGUUCGCAGUCUUCGUGGUUUAUGAUGACGGGAAACAUCACGGACAUGGACACGACACGCACUCCAAUGCCACCCACGAGGAGAAGGGGCCUAUGGAGCUCUACCCCAUGUUCCAGGACGUCCACGUCAUGAUCUUUAUCGGCUUCGGCUUCUUGAUGACCUUCCUGAAGAGGUACGGCUUCAGCAGCGUGGGGGUCAACCUGCUGCUGGCAGCGUUCGGCCUGCAGUGGGGUCUCCUCAUGCAGGGGAUCUGGCACCUGGACGACGGCAAGAUCAAGAUCAGCAUCUUCAAGAUCAUUAAUGCAGACUUCAGCACAGCCACAGUCCUCAUCUCCUUUGGAGCUGUUUUGGGAAAGACCAGCCCGGUCCAGCUCCUCAUCAUGACCAUCCUGGAGAUCACCAUCUUCUCCGUUAAUGAGCACCUGGUGGCUGAAGUCAUGGGUGCCAACGACGUGGGAGCGUCCAUGAUCAUCCACGCCUACGGUGCCUACUUCGGCCUGGCGGUGGCUCGGGUCCUCUACCGUCCCGGCCUGAGAAAUGGUCACGAAAAUGACGGUUCUGUUUACCACUCUGAUCUCUUUGCUAUGAUCGGAACCGUCUUCCUGUGGAUGUUCUGGCCCAGUUUCAACUCGGCCAUCGCAGAUCCAGGCUACACUCAGCUCACUGCCGUCAUCAACACCUACCUGUCCCUGGCCGCCUGCGUGCUCUCGGCCUACGCCCUGUCCAGCCUGGUGGAGCACAAAGGCAAACUGGACAUGGUCCACAUCCAGAACGCCACCCUGGCUGGAGGUGUCGCUGUGGGAACCUGUGCUGACAUGAACAUCGGACCCUUCGGAGCUAUGCUGAUCGGACUGGUGGCUGGGAUCAUUUCCACGCUGGGAUUCAAGUACCUGAGUCCUGUGCUGGCCUCCAACCUGGGCAUCCAGGACACCUGCGGAGUCCACAACCUGCACGGCAUGCCGGGCAUCCUGGGAGGCCUGGCCGGCAUCGUGGCUGUGGCACUGGGUAAAAAAGACGGAGGAAGCCCCUCCAUGCAGGCAGCUGCUUUGGCGUCAUCUCUGGGCUUUGCUCUGGUGGGCGGAGCAAUCACAGGUUUCAUAAUGAAGCUGCCGAUCUGGGGUCAACCUCCGGACCAGAACUGCUUCGACGACUCUCUUUACUGGGAGGUUCCAGCAGAGGAGGAAGAGAACGAGGAGAGCUUGGCUCACGCUGACCACUCCAAAAACAAAGCUGAAGUUUGAAGAUGAGGCAGAAAUAUCAACAACCAGUUACACUCACCCGGACAUUUCUCACCAUUCUGCCGUUUGAAUCUUCAGUCCGUGAUAACAACCAGAGCCACAACACAAAUUUGAAUCAAUAAAGACUUGAUCUGGUGUAACUCGAGACCUAUCGUCAGGGAUCCUCACACUGAGACCCAAUAGGAGUCGUAUAUAUAUAUUCUGCACCCCCUCUUUGUUCUUUGUCUCUCUAUUUAGCAGCAUGUUUGAAGAGUAUCAGCACGUUUAUGAACUAUCAGUUACUUCCCUUUUAAGAGCUUCAUUUACAUGGCGGCGUCCAAAAAACACGGAGUAAACAUGAACACUGGGUUUAACGAAUUAGACAUCACGCAUCAUCGUGUUAAAUCCUCUUUUAAAGCUAACUUUUUAUACACUUUUACCUCACUGGAGUCCAGUUCUGCUCAGCCUGAGGUGGUCAGGCUCCAAAAUGGACAAGGAUAGUAGGAUGGUGAAGAUCUUCUGAAGCACUUCUGUCUGGCAUUAACAUCUUUAUUCCUUCUUUCUUAUUCACACUCAUGUACAUAUUUCAUAUUCACAUCCAAGGACAUUUGUUUAAGUUCUGUAAAGCAAACUGGGUACUUCUCUGCACCAGCAAACACCUUUGUGAAGUUAAAUCUGUCAACAUUUUGAUUCAUGUCUUUAAAUAAAUCAAGCUGAAUGAAACUGACCACAGGAGGAGUUCAUCAAUAUAAUUUUGGUUUGUAAUAAUUUGUACAAUGUCUUCUUCACCCAGUGUUUUGUAUUUUUAUAUCAGUGAAAUGCCUCUACUUGUUUGGUAUACUAAUACUGUUCUAUUAAAGAUGUUUUUGUACAAUAACAAUGCAUUUUUUUAUUUUGUGCUCCAUUCUUUAUCCUGUAACACAGAAACUAUAUUGAAGAAUAAA
Molecule: messenger RNA, 2275 nt
Organism: Synchiropus splendidus (mandarinfish)
Lineage: Eukaryota; Metazoa; Chordata; Actinopteri; Syngnathiformes; Callionymidae
Gene: rhag
Product: Rh associated glycoprotein
Exons: 10
Coding region: 39-1355 (438 amino acids)
Biological process (GO): ammonium transmembrane transport; ammonium homeostasis
Cellular component (GO): plasma membrane
Molecular function (GO): ammonium channel activity
Source: RefSeq, a predicted model, not a curated record